AUGCUGAUCGCGCUCGCCCCGCCAGCCCUGCCCGGGCUCGCAGGUCAACCACCCUCGGCCCCCGCGCGGCGCCAGGACUCCUCCGGUUCGUCAGGCUCCUACCACACGGCUCCCGGUUCUCCAGAGCCCCCGGACGUUGGGCCGGACGCGGAGGGCCGGGCAAAUUGGCCCCGGGUGGCCCCUGCGCUGGGGGUGGGUGAGCAGCUUCGCCUGUCCAUCAGCGCCCAGAAUAGCCGCCAGCAGCUCCAGCCCGGCUCGGGUUUCCCGCGAGGCCCGGGCUCAGGCCCGCGGCCACCCCAGCCCCAGCUGCGCAUGCUGCCGUCGGGGGAGAUGGAAGUCAUCUUCGGCGCCGGGGCCCUGUUCGGCCCCUCUGACUCGGCGGACAGAGAGGUGCAGCAGCUCACGGCGCGGGCUCUCCACGGCCCCUCUCCGCCCGCAUCUCCCACCGCCGCCGCACCGCAGCCCCAGCCCCCCGACGGUGGCUCCCGCUGGGCCACCUACCUGGAGCUGUGGCCCCGCGGGCCGAGUCCUGCCACCCCAGCGCAGUUCGAAUGCGUGGAGGUGGCGCUGGAGGAGCGUGCCCUGCCCGCCAGGUCCCGGACGGUGCCCAAGCGUCAGAUCGAGCUGCGCCCCCGGCCCCGGAGUCCCCCGCGGGAGGGGGAGGCAGGCGCACAGCGCCCGCGCCCGCUCCUGCGCACCGGCUCCCUGGACGAGUCGCUGGGCCGCCUGCAGGCCGCCGCGGGUCUCGUGCAGACGGCUCUGGCCAGGAAACUGAGCCCCGCGGCCGCUGCCCCCGGCGGCGCCACCUUCAGGCCCGCGGAGCGGCCCGAGCCUGAGACCCGGACGCCGGCCCGCAGUACCCGAAAGGCCCCGGAGGAUGGCAGGGCUCGCCCGCCCCGCGUGCACUACGGUUCAGCCCCUGCCAGGGCCCCACGGCCCUGGCCCAGCCUUCGCGAACGCGCCAUUCGUCGCGACAAGCCCGCACCUGGGACUGAGCCACUGGGCCCGGUUAGUUCAAGCAUCUUCCUGCAGCCAGGGGAGAAGACCCAAGGAGCGCACAACCAGGAACUCAAAACCAGGUUCCCAGGAGAGACCCCGGAUGGAACCGUCCUGAGGCCUUUCGAGUCCAGGGGCCCUUGGGAAGUUCCGAGUAAGGCUGUGAGGCCACGGAGCCCGUCCCCGCGGAGGCAGGCUCCCAAUGGAACCCUGCAGAGUGCGCACUGCCUGCCCCCCCAGAACCUGUCCCCGCGGAAUCGGGCUACUCCGAGGGUGAGUAGUCCCCCCGCCCCCAAGGCAUCCUCCGCGUGGGGAAAGCAGGAUCCCGCCGUCGAGGAAACUGUCGGCAGAAGGAGCCCUUCCCCUCCGACCCUUCCCCAGUGGAAUCCGGGUGCUGCCAGGGCAAGGAGCCCGUCCCCUGGAGCUCCUUCACCGUGGGAGGUUCAGCACCCCACAAUCGGGGCUACCGCAGAGGGGAACAGGAGCCCGUCCCCGCCGGCCGUGUCCUCGUGGGAGGCUCCAGAUCGUCCUCCUGGGCCGUGGAGUCCAUCGCCCCAAGAGAGGUGGGGUCCCAAAAUGCAGGGUUCCUCGAUAGUCUCUCCGCAGGGAGCUCUGAAUGGCGAAGUCCAGGGGGAGCUGGCGCCGCCUACACCAUCCGCACCCAGGACUCCAGAGCUCCCCGAGGCUCCGAGUCCCUCCACACGGGACGGGACGGAUCUUGCCUUCCGAGACAGUCAGCCGUUGCCAGAGGUGGCUGCCCCCGCGCCGCCCCUCGGUCGCCUCACGGGCACCACGGAUGCGGAUGCGCCCCCAGAAGCCUUGGGCCCUGGGCCAGCGGCCUCCGGACGCCCGCGCGUGGCUAUCCCGCGGCCCCGGGACCUGCGCAAGAUGGUGAAGACCACCUACGCGCCGAGCUUCGCGGCGGGAGCCCCCGGCUCAGGGCUGCCCGCGCCUCCUGCGGGUCCCGCGGAUCCCCGCCCGGAGGAGGGUGGUGCAUCCCAGACGCCAGAGCCCCAAGUGCUGGGGACCGCCGCCCCGGCUCACUACACGUCCGUUUAUCUCAAGGACUUUCUGCCGGUCGUGCCACACCCCUACGAGCCUCCAGAGCCACCCCCCAGCACACACCCUCGGGGCGCUCCGCAGCCCAACGGGGGCCUGCGGCGGAGGGCCGAGAACAGCACGGCAAAACCCUUUGCGCGCACCGAGAUCCGCCUGCCGGGUGCCUUGGCCUCGGGCCACGGACUGAAGGAAACCCGGGGGGCCCUGGUGCGCGGUCCUGGAGAAGAGAACCGAGUUAGGGAGGCCCAGCGCCUCGUCUCCGACGGCGAGGGUCCGAUCGGCCCUUUCGAUGGAGCUCUCUCCUUACCCCAGCCGUCGUCCGUGGGGCCAGCAGGGGCCCACCCAUGCGGACCAUCCCGCCCCAGCUCCCCGCAGGCGCACCCUAGCUCGAGCCCUGGGAGAGCACCCCAAUUGGAGACUCCUCCUUCCGUCCCCGAGCCAGCCACUGCGGCCCAGUCGCCCCACCCGCGGGAGCCCCAGGCAUUGGCGGGCAGGAUGGCCCCGCCCCAGCCCCGCGCAGCCUCGGCGCCUCCUAUGGACCGGUCCCUGGAAGGCCCCUCCCCGGGGGCACGCAGGCCGCCCGGGGCCGCGAACCCCGGGAAGGUCCUGGUGGACCCCGAGAGCGGCCGCUACUACUUUGUGGAGGCGCCGCGGCAGCCUCGGCUCCGGCUGCUCUUUGACCCCGAGAGCGGGCAGUACGUGGAGGUGUUUUUGCCGCCCUCGCCCCCGGGGCCACCCCGACGCAUCUGCACCCCGCUGGCCCUGAAUCCCGGCCUUUACCCGCCCGCUUACGGGCCUCUCACUGGCCUCUCACUGCCACCAUCCCCAGGCCCGCCGGCCUACAGCGGCGCCCAGCUACCCUGGGCUUCCGAGGCGGGGCCCCUGGAGAGGAUGUACUACCUGCCAGUGAGUGGGACCCCCAGCCCCGCACCUCCUCUGCUUCUCUGCGCUCCUCCCACCAGCUUGGGUCCCGCCCAGGCUGGCAAGAGCUCCUUGUUCCCUGUGUGAGGCCCUAGGGCCCUGAUCCCCAUGGUGUUGGGGCCUGUCGAUGGCUUUUAAGGUUCAGGCAUCCAGUCCCCUGCCCCUUUCUUUCACCUUUUUUACCCAUCUCAUCUAGUCCUGAGACCGGAAAUUAUCUUCAGAGAAUGUAUCUGAGACCCCGGGGGCUGAUGGAACUGGAUCUCAGGAAGUGACUGCCUUCCUUCUACAACAUUUUACACCCCUUUCCCAAGCAUUCCCAUGAUGUGGUGUGUUUGUGUGUGUAUGUGUGUGUAAACGUGAGGAGUCUCAGGAUUUGUCCCCAGGAACUGACCUGAAGGGUUGUUGGGGUUCCCUAGGAGCAGCAGGGGACCGGGCUGCCCCCAGAGGUAGUUGCUGUCUGCCCCUCCCUGAAAGGUGGGCCCAGGUGAGGUGGAGCCGGCUAGUGAGCACCAGUGGGAUGGAGGGAGGACUCUGGCUGUCAAAUCUGUUAUUCUUUGGAAGAGGAUCUAAGCCUUGGCCUGGGAGGCUGUGGUGGCAAGUAGCUAGUGCAGCCAGGCCAGGCUGUGUCUGAGAAAGGGAGCUGUGGGGACAAGCAGGUGAAGAAGAAGCAGGGAAGUAAUAUAGGAGGGGCUGUGGAGGGUCAGCCUGGGAUAUGGGGGGUACUUGGAGGGAGGUGGGGAAGUGACUGUAGUCCCUACCUGGGAGCUCUGUCCUUUAUUCUCCUUUCAACCCUAGCCUCUGACUUGGCUUCUCUAAGCCCUCAGAGCUAACCUGGCUCUUCCUGGGGCCAGGAAUGGGGGCUUCAGUCAUUCCCAUCCUGGGUAGGGAGCAGAGUCAUCAGGAAGGACUUACAAGCAGGGAGAAUGGUUAAGCUAUUGUCCCAGAGGAGCCUCUUGACCCCUCUGGGUGGGGUAGAGGGUUGGUUAGGGCUGGCAGUAGAAAGGAUGCCUCCGUGUGGGGCAGGCCAGAGAAACUUGGACCCCUCAGCUGGUUUUACUCUCCCAGUAACAGAUGUGGCAACCAUGACCAGCAAGCUGCUGGCUGUGCAGGCUGGUCACAGCAUAGUAAGGGACAGGACCAGAGCAUGUGUUCCAAUUGCCUGAAGAUUCCCAGAGCCUCUGAGGAGGGCGGAGGAAGAUGCAUGGAGUGAGUGGGAGGUGCUUUGCAUGGGUUCUGUGUGAAGUUCUAAGCUUGAAGUGCCUGGGCCUUGCUGGACAAGUAUGUGAUAUGAUGAGUUUGGGGAAGAAGAGUGGCCAUUAGAAGCAGCGUUAGGGAUGGAGAUGGAUGCCGUCCUUAAGUUCCAUGCCCCUGGGGGCCUGGGUCCUUUGGAGUCCCUACCCCCCUGCCUUGAACUAGAAGUUGACUGGGAGAACUAUGAGCCAGAUAAACCUGGACAUCUUUUUAUAGUUGGAGAUGCUGUUUCCAAUAACAUGGAGGGCCCUGGGCUUGUCACCUCAUCCUGCUGGACGAUGAGGAGAAGUAUUCAGCUCAUAUGCCUGCCCACCUUCGCUGUGAUGCCUGCAG
Molecule: messenger RNA, 4560 nt
Organism: Eptesicus fuscus (big brown bat)
Lineage: Eukaryota; Metazoa; Chordata; Mammalia; Chiroptera; Vespertilionidae
Gene: PROB1
Product: proline rich basic protein 1
Exons: 2
Coding region: 1-3063 (1020 amino acids)
Cellular component (GO): nucleoplasm
Source: RefSeq, a predicted model, not a curated record